AUGCCGGCUACUUCAACAUACAUCAGCCUCGUGGUCAUCUACUCAGUGCAAGCAAUCAUUAUCAUCGCUGGAAACACGUUCACAAUCUUUGUAUUCUGGACUCAGAGAUCCCGCCUAAAAGGGACUUAUUUUCUUUUGAUUAAUCUCGCAGUCGCCGAUUUGCUUGUGGGGAUUACAGAACUUAUGGUCAUAGGAACUUUAAAAUCUCAUGAUCUAGGCAAGGGCAUUUUACUGCUGAACCGAUCAAACUUCUCAGCGGCCUUUACACUUUUCUUUUCGAGUACGUCCGUCUACUUGCUAGCGCUUGUCUCCAUGGAACGUGCUUUCGCCCUCUUACGGCUAAUCCGUCAUCGCAUCAAAAAUCGUCGAGUUUACAUCUAUAGCAUCGUUAUCGUUUGAGCCAUUGCUCUUGUCUUUUUUGGUCUUUAUGUUAUCCCUUUAUUAUCCAGAGGUAAAUGGGUUAUAUGUUUUUGUCACUGGUAGGACAUCGCUUCUUAUUUCCAUCUUGAUAAUUUGUUCAAGUUACCUUAGCAUACGCACUCGAUUGCGCGCACCCUCACCAGUCGUUAUAGACAAUCAUAGGCAUCGAUCAAGGGAGCACAAUUUACGGCUUUCAAAAACACUGUAUAUUGCAAUUGCUUCAUCGCUUGUGUUUUGGAUGCCUGCCUAUCUUGUCUUCUCAACGAAAGGAUUCUGUCCUGGAUGCUUUUCUGCGCCAGUGGUUAUUUGUCUCGUGGAAGCUUUGUAUCUGGCAAAUUCUAUGGUAAAUCCUCUCGUCUACAGUUUCAGAAUGAACAUUUCCAAAGACGCAUUUAACAAAUUCCGGAGAAAAAGACGACAGAACAUAAGACCAAUUCAACAAAAUAAUUUGGGCUUUGAUCUAGAAGGUUCAUUUACUCCAACACUUUCGAUUAAAAUGAUUUGAGCAGCCUAAAAUAGAGUAAUAACGCUGACUGUAUAUUAUAAUUGAUUAAGUAUUAAAAGAGGUGUUGACUUAGUUGACGCGGAGAAAAAGACGACAGAACACAGGACCAGCUCAGCAAAAUAGUCCUUGCAUUUUCCCGGAAGGGGCUUCGCUCCAAUACUUUUGACCUGCCUGAAGUAGAAAAAUAUUGAAAGCUCAGAUUGUAUAGCAUAAUUAAUAAAGAAAAGCUCUAUUUAUGCAGUCAACAACUGUGAAGCGUACACCUUUGAAGGAGUUACGCUAAAUGCACAGAUCUCCUUGUAAAAUGUACCAUUACGUGAGUGAUUUUUGUAAGCUCCACCACCAAUGUGGUUGUAAAAAAAUGACAUUUUAUAUUAUGUUUCGUUCAUUCCUAAAUUAAUCAUCCCGUCGUCACCACUUAAUGGCUUGAUUAACCCAUACAGAUCACAGGCUGUUAGAUUGUGAAUCAUUUGAAAGAGCUGAAAUUGUUGAGGAUACGGUUUCUGACAUUAAACUUGUUAAACUUGAAAACUGCUCCCUUUUUGAAUAGCCUCAAACUCAUUUGACAUAUCUGAUAUUCACUCUUUGACUGUCAUGACGCGAGUUAAAUAUAAUAUCCUAUGCUGCGUUAAAUUUCAGCGCUGUUAAAUUUUGUAAAAGUUUCUUUAAAAAGAAAAUAUUGGUGUAAUAUGCAUUGUUUUUAUUCAUGCAGUGCGUCUUAAAUAUCCGAGAAUAGCUCAUGGUUAUGUCAUCAUUUUAAUGCCCGAAAAGUUCAGUCUUACAUUUUUUCCAAGUCUUAUUAGCAGUAAUCAGAUUACUUAAAAAAGAUCUUUGUGAUAUUUGUCGCAUUUAAAUGAAUAUCAACUUUUACAAAUAUCUAAUAACUUGUAAUAUUUCAGAUAAUAUAUUUAUGCCACUUUUUUCUCAGAAGAGGAUAUGCGAUAAAUUUUCAUUUGCAAUAAGCUCCCGGCUGAUGUCCUCAUAAUCAUUAGCCAAGCACUAAUGACAUGAUAUACAGUUUUUAAACAGUUAGAGAACGGAGAUAAAAACGCUUAAGUGCGUUUAUAGUAACACAGAGAUUCCCAUAAACCUUUACGAAUAUCUCACUAUUUAUCAUUUUAAAAUAUACCACUUGUCAAAACGAAAAUAAAAUAUGAACGGGAAAAGCUACUCCAGCCUGCAUGAUUUUCCCUUAUUCGACACCCUCUCAAAGAUUAAAACCAUGGAAAAUUGAAAUUUUUUUUUUCAUCAACACCGAAAAAUUGUAAUUAUUUACCAUUGAUAGGAGAUAAAAUAUAAAUCUUUCCAUGGGUAGAUUUUUAAUGAGCCAAAAAAUAAUCUUACGGCACAGAAAUCGGGUUAAGAUUUUAUUUUAAGUUCAUCGUACUUUAAUUACAUUUCUAAUACGCGUUCUUGAAUCACUCGUCUUUUUUAUAUUACCAAUACUAGAUAACCCCGAUGUCCAAAAAACUGAUAACCGAAUUAUAGUUACAAUCUUUGCAUUCUAGAUGCGAAUAAAUAAUCGUGUUUUAUUGACAUGAGAUGUGGAUGUUGUGAAACCGACUUUGUAUCCUCUCUGUUUCUUUGUGGCCAACUGAGAUUAACAUCAAGUCUCCUCAACUUAUCAAAUAGCAAUUAUUGGAUUCGGCUUUCAUUUAGUGCUAUAAAGAAAUAAAAAGAUUGAGGAGGGGGUUAUCGGCCGUGAUCUUCUAGUCCGACAUCAACUAAACAUGCCAGUUACCUUCAUUUUUGUACAGAUUCCAUCUUCAAUGCCUCACUCCUCUGCAGUCUAAGGUUAUGAAGGGAGAAUAUUCAUUCUAGCAUAGAAUGAAUAAUAAUACUCAUUUAAGCUUACUGAGCUGUACUUACUCGGUGUAUGAACGAAACUUUAUUUAUUUUAAUCAUUUCUACAAAGAAAUUAUUUGCAUGGAGAGAGAGUUUUUCCAGAGCGCAUAAAUAUUAUUUGACAGCGUGGGAGCUGUCCAUGCAGUCAGUCAGUUUAAGUAAAAAAUAAUAAUAAUAAAAAUAAUAAUAAUAAUAAUAAAAACACACACACAUACACUGCAAGCAAAUCAAAUGGUCAACAUGUUUUACUUAAAAAUCAAUUUUUGUAAGCUUAAGAAAUGAAUAUUGAUUUUUUUGACUAAUUAUGUUAUCAACCGCAUUAGCAAAACAUAACAUGUGUGACAUACCUUGUUAUUAAAAACUUGUUACUUAGGGCAUUUGGCAUGGGCUUUGCAAAUAAGUAAUUUUUUAAGGCUGAUAAUUAAUAAAAACGAAAUAUAAAUGUUGCAGUGACAACCACAAUUUGGAUUCCCUGAAAUAACUUAAAUGAGAUGAGUCCUGAUUCAGUUGCCUUCCUGACAAUCACACUUUUCAAAUAACACUAAAUGUUAGAUCAUGUUCUAAUUUUCUCGCUCUUCUCCCUUAAAUUUUAGUUAAAUAUGAACAUUGAAAUUGUCAAUUUUACAAACAACGAAAUGUAUAUAAAAUUAACGCUGAAAGAACAGGAGCAGAAAAUGCAUGUCGAUUAAAUCUAUGCACUAGUAUACACAAAAGGAGUGUUGAGUAAGACACGUUUUUAUUAUAAGAUGCCAACUUCAUUUGUGAAUUUUCUUAUCUGUUGCCUUCUAAUUACUGAACUGUUUUCAUUUUCGUUAAUUAAAAAUGACAGCCCGAAGAAAUCUUUUAUCACACUAGAUGCAAAGCGCGUCUAUUUACACUGCUGCUAAUAAAAUGUCGUAAAAAGCGCUUAGGACAUAAAUGGGCGGACGGACGCCAGUUUAUCUUCAAUAUUAUCAAGACAUAUGUUUUUUUGAUAUAUAGUCAUUUCGUUAACAACUCAGUCAGCUUCAAGCAUCAUGUACCUUGGACUCGUUGAGCUUUACAAAGAUCACCUGUCCUAACUGCCUUCAUGCAGAAAUACAGUAUCUAUAUUUGGUCUACUUAUACAGUAUUAAUACUGAGAAAUAAUAUUAAUAAGAACUAUAUUUUCUUGAGAUCGACCCGGUUUUCAACUGUGCGCGAGUUGUUCCGAAUUAAGAGAACUAGAUAACAAAACGAAGAAAGACAUGCCUUCAUCGACGUCCAUUUUCUUCGUGGUCAUCUUCGCACUGGAGGCAAUCAUGAUCGUUAUUGGUAACACGUUUACUAUUUUCGUAUUCUGGAAUCAAAGAUCCCGCAUAAAUCGGACUUAUUUUCUUCUGAUUAACCUCGCAAUUGCAGAUUUACUUGUAGGAAUUACAGAACUAACAGUCUUGGCAGCUUUCAAAUUUGAGGUCACGCUAGAAAGUGACGGACUAUUGAUGCAAAGACAAUCAAAUCCUUCGGUUGCUUUUCAACUUUUUUUUGCGGGUACGUCAGUGUAUUUUCUCGCUCUUGUCUCCUUGGAACGUGCUUUCUCCGUGUUAUCGCCAAUCCGUCAUCGCUCCAUAAACAGUCGAGUUUACAUCAAGAGCAUCGUUUUUGUGUGGGCAGUUGGCCUUUGUUUCUUUGCUCUAACCGUCAUCGCCAUUCAUUACCCAGAGGUGAAACAGGAAUAUGUUUUUAUAACAAGUAACACAGGUCUUUUUAUUUCCCAACUGAUAAUCUGUAUAAGUUACCUUAAAAUACGCAAUCGGUUGCGCACAUCGCCACCAGGGCUUGAUAUUCAUGGCCAUCAAUUACGGGCACACAAUCUACGGCUUUCUAAAACGCUUUUCAUCACAAUCGCUUCGUCGCUUGUGUUUUGGAUACCUGGUUUUGUAGUUUACUCAACCAGAGAAUUUUGUCCUCAAUGCUUUCCUGUACCAGUACUUAGGUUCGCGAACGCUAUGUAUCUGGCAAAUUCCAUGGUAAAUCCCUUCGUCUACAGUUUCAGGAUGCCAGUAUUUAAAGACGCUUUAAAGAAACUCUGCAGGAAAAGACAACAGAACAUAGGACCAGGGAUAGCAACUCGGCAUGUACACAGCCUUGUAUUUUGA
Messenger RNA from Porites evermanni, 4887 nucleotides. NCBI's taxonomy places the organism in Eukaryota, Metazoa, Cnidaria, Anthozoa, Scleractinia, Poritidae. The record is from the annotation of a GenBank genome assembly.